CUAUUCCUUCAAGGGGUGUCCAAGAACGGGCUGGCGGCGUUGUUGGCGGGUCUUCGAAUACAACAGCAUUAGCACACAACCGAAGCCGACGCGUCUGCCUUUGGAAAACAAAAGUUCGCGACCGUCACCCUGGUACCCAAGUCAUGGCUUGCAACUCAUUGCAUAUCGCUCGGCGCCAUAUGAGAGUUUCAUUGCCGACCCAGUUCGGGCUCGAUGCCUUGUGUUGCGACUUGCUCGUUAAUUCACCCAGCGGACGCAGCCUCCGGAUCUUAUUUAUCAACGUCCACCUCAACUCGUUGCCAAUCAGGCCUUCGUGGAGACCACAGCACCCUGCCGUCGCUGCCUCUUAUCUUUCCGCAGCCGGCCGUGGGCUGGUCGCGGGCGACUUUAAUCCGCUUUUCGCCGAAGACGACAUCAUUUGCAGCAACGGUCUCGUGAACACCUAGGCUCCGCUUUAUCCAAGCGACACGGGCUUCACGGGGGGUGUAUACGGUGAACACGCUUUCCCCCAAGCCGGCUCGACAAAGUUGCACUGUUCAACCUGGCGCUUUCAAGCAUGCGUAUCUUGCGGACAGGCGAACCGGACAGGUCGGAUACAGGGGGUAGUGCAAGCAUGGGUUCGGAUGCCUGGGCGCAUUUCAACGAUCAUUUCGGUCU
This is a messenger RNA of Trematosphaeria pertusa, 657 nucleotides long. RefSeq lists its product as uncharacterized. The coding region runs from base 144 to 446 and encodes 100 amino acids. The record is from RefSeq and is a predicted model, not a curated record. Lineage: Eukaryota; Fungi; Ascomycota; Dothideomycetes; Pleosporales; Trematosphaeriaceae. The transcript has a single exon.